Molecule: messenger RNA, 4341 nt
Organism: Monodelphis domestica (gray short-tailed opossum)
Lineage: Eukaryota; Metazoa; Chordata; Mammalia; Didelphimorphia; Didelphidae
Source: RefSeq, a predicted model, not a curated record
UCUGAAACAUCAAUUUCCAGGUCUCUGAAGAAUGGGACAGCAACAGGAGUGGAUGUCCUGUGUACUUUUCAGGAAGAUUCCUCCAACCCUGUCCUGAACAAAGAGAAGGUUUACUGGGAGCUAACUGAACAGAUUCAAAGAAGAAGGCUAAAACAUGUGCUUAUAGAGAGGGACAGCCUCUUUGUGGAUGGGUAUCAUCAUAAGCAACCAGGCAUCAUAUCCACAAAGAAGAGUGAGAUUGCUGUAGGACCUGUCACCCAUAUCCCAGACCAUGGAGCACCAGGAGACAUGACAUCAGUGACUAGCAGCCUCUAUGAAUCCACAGUAGGUGCCAUUGCAGCAGGGAGCUCCUACUCCAAGACAUUCACCCUCAACUUUACCAUCACCAACAUGUUUUAUACACCAGACAUGGGUGAAAGGGGCUCCAACACAUUUAAGGCUGCUGAGAAUGUCCUGCAAGUUCUGCUGAAGUUCUUAUUUGGAAUGAGCAACCUUGGCUCUCACUAUUCUGCAUGCAGUGUGAACUUGCUGAGGUCUCUGAAGAAUGGGACAGCAACAGGAGUGGAUGUCCUGUGUACUUUUCAGGAAGAUUCCUCCAACCCUGUCCUGAACAAAGAGAAGGUUUACUGGGAGCUAACUGAACAGAUUCAAAGAAGAAGGCUAAAACAUGUGCUUAUAGAGAGGGACAGCCUCUUUGUGGAUGGGUAUCACCAUAAGCAACCAGGCAUCAUAUCCACAAAGAAGAGUGAGAUUGCUGUAGGACCCGUCACCCUUAUCCCAGACUAUGGAGCACCAGGAGAUAUGACAUCAGUGACUACUGGCCUCCUGACCUAUGAAUCCACAAUAGGUGCCAUUGCAUCAGAGAGCUCCUACUUGAAGGUUUUCAACCUCAAAUUCACCAUCCUCAACCUGUUCUACACAACAGACAUGGGUCAAAGGGGCUCCAGCAAAUUCAACUCCAUUGAGGAUGUCCUGCAACCUCUGAUCAACAACUUGUUUAGAAAAAGCAGCUUUGGCCCUCACUAUUUUGGAUGCAGGCUGACUUUGUUAAGGUCUAUGAAGAAUAGGAUAGCAACAGCAGUGGAUGUCGAAUGUGCUUAUCAGGAAGAUUCCUCCGCCCCUGUCCUGGACCGAGAGAAGAUUUACUGGGAGCUGAGUGAACAGACCCAUGGAAAAACAAGGCUGGGACCCUACAUUCUACAUAAGGAAAGCCUUUAUGUGGAUGGGUAUACCCAUCAGAUACCAACCACCACCACAAACACCUGGAGACCCAGUCUAGAGGCUUUCACCCUGAACUUCACCAUCACCAACCUGCUGUACACAGAAGACAUGGGGCAGAAGGAUUCCAUCAAAUUCAAGUCCACUGAAAAGAUUCUUCAGAAUAUGCUUGGCCCUUUGUUUGAGAACAGCAGCCUUGGUUCCAGUUAUUCCAGGUGCAAACUGACUUUCCUAAGACCUCUGAAGAAUCUGACAGUGACUGAAGUAGGUGUCAUCUGCUUCUAUCAGAGUGAUUCCACUGGUCCCUUCCUGGAUAGAGAGAGGGUUUACUGGGAAUUCAGCAAUCAGACUGGGGGCAUCACUAGACUGGGGCCCUAUACACUCGACAGGGACAGUCUCUACCUCAAUGGUUAUAACCAUGACUUACAAUCUUCCACCUCUACUCCUAUCCAGACCACAAUCCCUUCAAGAAUUUCCUCAGCUCCUUCACUACUGACCAAUUCCUCAGCAUCUGGCAGGUUUAGCCUGGAGUCUUUUACCCUGAACUUCACAAUCACCAACUUGCUCUGCACAGCAGACAUGGGACGGCCAGGUUCCCAAAAGUUCAACGCCACUGAAAGAGUCCUACAGCGCCUGCUCAGCCCCUUGCUUGAAAACAGUAGCCUUGGCUCUGACUAUUCUGGAUGCAGGCUGACCAUGCUGAGGCCCAUACAGAAUGGGACAGCAACCGAAUUCCUGUGUGGCCACUGGAAAACUCCCACCACCCCUAGCCUGGACAGGAUGAAGAUUUACUGGGAGCUGAGCAAUCAGACCCAAGGUAUCACCAGGCUGGGUGCCUAUACCCUGGACAAUAAGAGCCUCUAUCUCGAUGGAUACAGCUAUCAGAUGAAUCUUUCCUCCUCCACAAGUGCUGGAGGUCCCAACUUUGAGCCUUUCACACUGAAGUUCACCAUCACCAACAUGAGGUACACAGCAGACAUGGGGGAAAGGGGCUCCAGCAUAUUCAUCUCCACUGAGAGAGUGCUGCAGCGCCUGCUCAGUUCCUUGUUUGAAAAGAGCAGCCUUGGCUCUCAGGAUUUUGCAAGCAAAUUGACCUUACUGAGGCCUAUGAAGGAGGGAAGAGCAACCCUAGUUCAUUUCACUUGCAUCCAUCGGAGAGAUCCUGCCAGCCCUGUCCUAGAUAGAGAAAAAAUUUACUGCGAGUUGAGCUAUCUGACCUGGAGCAUCACCAGGCUGGGCCCCUACACAUUAGAGAAGGAUAGCCUCUACCUCAAUGGUUACAAUCAUUUGGCCGUGGCCCCAACCAAAAUGCGUGAGUGUCUCUAUUGGAAAGGGAAUAGUUACUUCAUUUUACCCUUCAUCUUCAAGACUGAUUGGAUUUCCUGGUGAUAAUGACAAUAAUACCAUUCAUAUAUUAUUUAAUAUGUUAUUUCAUUUGAUCCUCAAUAAAACCCUGGGAGGUGGGUGUUAUUGAUUUCUGAAUUUUCCAUAUGAGGAAACUGAGACCGAGAGACAUUAAUUUCAGCUAGCAAGUACAGGAGGCAAAGUUCAAACUCAGGUCUUCCAAACUCCCAAAUCCAGCACCCAAUUUACUCUGCUCUCCUUAAUUUCAAGCCUCUCAUUCUCUUUGAGCCCCAGUUUUCCUCAUCUGGAGAAGGAAGGAAUUGUAUUAAACAGCCACUGAGGUCUAUUUCAGCUCUAUAUUUAUGACCCUAACCUUCCUAUUAAGCCAGGAGAAUAAGGAGAGCAUGUAGUUUCCUAAAGAUCGGAGCAGAAAAAGAGUGGAUUGUUUCAUACACUUAGUGUCUCUUUUUCUCAUUCUCUUUUUCCCAUGCUGAAAGCUUCCUAUUCUCUCAUAGGAUUUCAGAGAUGUCUCUCCUCCAUGGAACAGAUCUGUCUCCCAAGUGACCAGGUCCAACAAAUGGGAUUCUGUUUCAUUGGGUCAUUCACCCCGAACUUUACUUUUCUCUUUUGCCACGUUGGGCUCACUCUCCCAUGUUGUCCACUUUUUGGAUUCCGGGUUAUAAUGAAUGAAGUCCAGUCCUACGCAGUGUUAAUAAGUAUGUUCAUACUCAUUUGAAUCCUGGGUUCAUUCCCCUAUUUGACAAGUGGAGUUAGGCCCCAAUGUGACUGUGUGAGCUAGUCAAAGACCUUAUUAUCCAAGCCCCUGAUCCUGAAUGACAUCCUGCAGAAGUGAUGAGGAAGGAAUCCAAGAAGUGGCCUUCGCAGCUUUGGGGAAGUAGUGAGAAAGACUUCGGACACAGCAGGAAGCCUUUUAAUGGAUGUUAAAUGACCACUUUUCUAGGAUGUUCUUCAGCCACAUGUGUUUUGAGCAGCCUUACAGCUUUGAAAUUAUACAAUUUGGUGAUUCUGUGAAGAAAAGACUCUAGUUAAGGAAAGGGGACUCCAGAUCUUUCUAGACCCUCUUGCCUCAGAGCCAUGGCCUUUUGCUCUAAUAUUUCCUCUUCUUUUACUAUAAAUUGGAUGGAGAUGACAAGAUAAACUAUCUUCAAAGUCAGUAAAUUACUCAACAAACAUGUGUUAAGCUCCAACUAUGUAUCAGCUACUCUGUCAGGUGAUGGGGGUGUAGAGUCAAAAUGAAAGGAAGCAAUCCUUUCUCUAAAAGCAUUCACAUUUUAUUGUGAGGGAUGACAUCUAUAUGAGCAUUGAUGGGUGUGUAUGAUACACACACUUAUGUAGCCCAAAUUCAAAAGUCAAUUCAAGGUUGAUGGAAGAGUGUUAGCAGUUGGUAAUAAUCAGAAAGGAAUCCCUUGCAAGGUGGUCUUGAAGGAAGAAAGAGAGAUUCUAUUGAAGAGGUGAGGAGCAGUGCAUUCUAGGCAUGAGUUGGGGUCAAUGAAAAACAAUGGAGAUGAGAAAUAUAGUACCCUAUGUGAGGAACAGAGAGAGUCUUGUUUGGCUAGACCAUAGGGUGUGGGAAGGAGAAUAGGGCAUCACAAGGCAAAAGGUGGUCGUUUAGGGCCAAGUUGCUAAGGGUGCAAAAAUGAUUCUGGAGUCAGCAAAUCUGGGAUCAAAUCCUGCCUCUGACAUUUAUGACCACUGUGGCCUUAGGCAAGUCAUGAGAACUCUCUAGGUCUCCAUUUCCUCUUCUAUAACAUGAGGAUG